CGGACACCGGCGCCGGCUUUAAACGUUACAGGAGGCGAACUGGACUCAGAGUCUUGUCCCUGAUGCUGGAACGUGGCGGCUGGAAUACGGUGAUGGCGCCGCAGCACUCUACGGCGGGGAUGUGACAGUGUGUGACGUUGAUGGCCAGUCCUGGACCUGAGAACUGGGACACACUUCCUGCAGAGGUCAUGGUACAAAGCCGAGAAGACGAGAGUCUACCUCUCCCUGCUCUCCUGCCCCUGGGUGUCAGCGCCCCCACCAGGGGGGUAACCUUUCAGGAAUCUGUGGCCCCUCUCAUACAUCCUCCUGGCAGGAGGGGCCUUGAUGUAGUCCACUCCCCAGUGAAAACUGCCGCUCUGCCGAGUGAAAGUCCUCACAAGAGGGCGCUCUCCUCUCUCCCCGCAUCAGAGGAUACUCUGCAGGCUACUACUGGUUCGGCUCUUGUGGAUGGCAGUGGUAGAUACUUGGUUGCUGAAGAUUCUUCGUGUGUUUUGCAAACCCCAUCUCCGAAAACCAGAUGUAAAGUACCCCUGGGACAAAGUCUCGCCAGUAUGACUGACGCAGUGGCGCCCCCGACUCCAUGUCUGGCCAGUGUACAGAAUUCAUCCGUUCUUAUGACCCCAGUCGAUGAAACACCUGUGAAGGCGCCAAAGAAACAAAGCUGCAGGUCUAAAGCUAAGCCGCUGAACAUGAAGAGGAAGAAGAAGGUGGACCAGGAAUCUGCAGUCCCUCCCAUACAUCCUGCUGGCAGGAAGGGUCUAGGUGUAAUUCAGGCCCCUGUAAACACUGAGGCUCUGCCAAGUGACAGUCCUAAGAAGAGGCCACACAUCUGUCUGCCAGGAUCGCAGGACCCUCGUCAAGCUACUACUGAUCCUACUCUUAUGGACGGUGGGGAUAAAUCUCUGGCUUCUGAAGACUCUCAUAUCCUGCAUACACCUGUGAAGGUGCUGAAGAAACCAGGCCGCAAGAGUAAAGCUGAGAUGCUCAGGCUGAAGAUGGCUGAAGAGCUGGAGGCCCAGACCCAUGUGGAGAACAAUCAGAGUGACUCUGAGAACAUGGAAUUGGAGCUAACACAAAGCGGUCGUCCCAGGAGACGUGCGGCCAAAACGGCUAUGAAACAUUUUCUGGCUAUUGCAAAUGAAUGGGAGGCUUCUGAACUGCUCUCAUCAGCCAAAACAGAGAAGAAACCAGAGACAAAGAAGAAGGGCAAGAAGAGGAAGGCCGACUCUGAUGAUGACAUAGAUUUUGUAGUGUCAGAAGAAGUUCUUCAGCAGGAAAGGGAAGAGGUGGAGGAGGACUCCCCGAGUGGGGAGGACUCCGACUGCGACCUCAGCUUUUACAAGAGGAGCGUCUUCGCUUAUGGAGAGAAGUCGUAUCCAUUUGUGAGAGGCAAUGCCAACAACGGCCUCCACAAUUCUAUCAUGGCCCCGGUGUGGAGCUCUGCGCAGAUCACUAUGGACUUCCGGGAAGCCCAGUACUCAGACUGGGAGUACCCCGAAUGGAUCCCACGGAAAGACAGCUGGCACUUCCUGUCAUGCAGUGAGGCAGAGGUCUAUCUUCCAGAGCAAACAACCUCCCCUCCGUUCUGCAUCAGAAGAGAAGGUAUAAAAGAAGACCCUGACCCCCAUGUCCUCGGCAGGUUCCAGUCGCUGCCCUCUCACUCUCAGCGCUCUGAUGUGACGUUCUUCGCGGGGGGCCCAGUGUGGUCUCUGGAUUGGUGUCCGACACUUUGGGGUUCACAUUCCUGCCAGUAUGUGGCGCUGUAUAGUCACCGCGGCAUGGACGACCGGCACAGGCUUGAUGCUGUACACACAGGACCAGCACUUCUACAGUUGUGGAGCCUCGGGGCCCUCAGCCCGGAGAAAGGCGCUGACUCGGCGGCGUCCUUCUCCUACGGCCUGGCAGUGGACGACGGCUCCAUGUGGGACCUGAAGUUUUGUCCUAGUGGGGCAUGGGAGCUCCCCAGCACCCCCAGAAAGGGCGCGGAGAUGGCGCGGCUCGGUGUCCUGGCAGUGGCGCUCUCCAGUGGCCAUGUACAGAUCUACAGCCUACCUCACCCUGAGUCCCUGCAGUCCUACCGCAAAACCCAAGGAAGAGAUCCCGGGGAGCUGACCAUUUGUAAGGUGGACUGUGUGGUCAGACUUUACGUGGGAUCCAUCAAAGCUUGUAACCCUGGUGAGAAUGGUCAGUGCUUCAUCGUGGCCUGGCUGCCCUCCAAACCACACCAGUACCUGGCAGCUGGAUUCUAUGAUGGAACAGUAGCAAUCUGGGAUCUUCAGACCAAGUCUAUGCUGCAGAAGGUUCGUCAGGGCGGAGUGAUAAAGCAGUACCCGUUCUACAGCUUCUCCGCCCACGACAGCGCGGUGCGAGGCAUCGAGUGGUGUAAAGCCGACAGUAACUUCUUUGUGACCAGUGGAAACGACCGGCGUCUGAAGUUUUGGGAUCUCCGCCGUCUGCACACACCUGUCAAUAACAUCAGACGGUUCCAGGCCACGGAGUUGGCAUGGCUGCUGCCAUACUGUGGGGUGGCUGUGGCGCAGGACAACUGCUACGCCUCACACGGCCUGUGCGGCAUCCACUACGUCGACUCCGGCUUCCUCGGCUACAAGCCAUACUUCGCUACUCCCCGCAAGGGAACCGUCUGGAGUGUCUCUGGCUCGGACUGGUUGAGCGCCAUCACAUCGGGGGACAUUACCGGAGAGGUCAUGGUCAUCCUGCUACCCAGCCUGAAUGUGCAGUCCAUCAACAUCAAGCGGCCGUCAGAGCGCAGAUUCCCGGUCUAUAAGGUGGACUUCCUGUCCUCUGACCCACCGUCCACUGACUGCCCCGAUCCUGGCGACCAUGCGCUGGCCGGGCCCCUGGCUGACAGCCAUCACUGGGAACAUUUCAAGCCAAAGUCGUUCCGUGCGGCGACCGGACGCUUCAGCCUGCUGUUUCAGGAUAUGGAUCUGACGAACUUCCAUAAACUGAGCAGCCGGGAGCCCGUCAAGAGGAUGCAAGCCAACGAGCUGAAGGGCGACCUGAACAUGGAGCGUGUGCAGCUGGAGGCCAUACACAAGGUCCGGUUCAACCCAAACUUGGACUCGUACACGUGGAUGGUGUCUGGAGGUCACUCUGGCCUGGUCAGAGUCCACUGCGUUCGAGGUUUGCACUCUUCGGUUGGCCAGAAGAUGAUCCAGGAGAAGAGAGCACAGUUCCGGGCCAUGUAUGACGCUGCAGAGACUGUUGUGGAGUAUGAAUACAGUCCAGAGGUCCAGCAUUGUGUUGUGGAGGUCUAGAGACGGCGUGCCCGUCACCUCUACAAGUGAUUCUCCUGUUGCGUCCCCCGUGUAACUUCUGUUUUUAGUUGUUUUUAACUUUGUUUCUUUUAUAUGCCCUGAUGGACAUGUAUACAGCACUUCCACUGCCCAGGGUAGCCUCGUGGGCAGGAUUUUUGUAGCACAGGGUCCAGUGGUGAGAUGGAGUAGAAUCCUGCCACGCUGUUGACAUGUAUGAACACACAGACCUGGGUAGUAAAGACAGAGCCAUAUUCACAUGGUUCCAUGAUCUCAUCAUCGCUCACAUUGAGCUCCUUUAUGAGGUGACUUCUGGUUGUUUAUUAAAAGCCUCCUAUUUUUUA
Molecule: messenger RNA, 3619 nt
Organism: Bufo bufo (common toad)
Lineage: Eukaryota; Metazoa; Chordata; Amphibia; Anura; Bufonidae
Gene: GTF3C2
Product: general transcription factor IIIC subunit 2
Exons: 20
Coding region: 141-3278 (1045 amino acids)
Biological process (GO): transcription by RNA polymerase III
Cellular component (GO): transcription factor TFIIIC complex
Molecular function (GO): protein binding
Source: RefSeq, a predicted model, not a curated record